Molecule: messenger RNA, 4160 nt
Organism: Anolis sagrei ordinatus
Lineage: Eukaryota; Metazoa; Chordata; Lepidosauria; Squamata; Anolidae
Source: RefSeq, a predicted model, not a curated record
UCUUGCAGGCAGGACAGGCGUGCAGUGUGUCUGCAGAGGAGGGGAGGAGGGAGGGUGGCCUUUGGAAGACCAGGCAGCCUCCCUCUUUCCCCCCCUCACCCAGCCCCUUCCCUCCUUCUCUUUCUUUCUUGGCUUCCCUUCUUUCCACUCCCUCCUUCCCUCCAUCCCUCCCCUUCCCAGCCAGAGAGCAGAAAGAGAGCUCCUUCUUUCCCCACUUUUUGCAAAAACAAGGGGACAAAAGGGGCUGGAAGGGGACUUGUUGGACUUUGGAAAGAAGAGGAGCACCUCCAGAAAUCCCUUCCAAACUCUUCCUCAAAGGAGUCGAAAGAGAAAGUGGCCGAAAGAGAAAGUGGCCGAAAGAGAAGGUGACCGUCUCCAAGGCUGUAGGGAGGUGGGGAGGGGUCCCUGAGCCCCCCUUGCCUCCCUCCCCAGCCCUCCCCAUGGACCCGCAGUCCCUGGAUGCGGCGGUGCAGACGACACUCUCUGGCCUCUUCCCUCCCUUCGAGGCCACGGCUCCCACGGUCCUGGGUCAGCUCUUCCGGGUCCUGGAGGCCAAAUACCACGGAGACGGGCUCUGCUGCCUCCUGGACUUCCUCGUCCCCUCCAAACGCUUCCUGGAAGACGUGCGCCAAGCUGCCUGCGCCCCUUACAUCAACCGCGUGUUCCUCCACGAAGGCUGGCCGCUCUGCCUCCAUGAGAAAGUGGUGGUCCAUUUGGGCCCCUUGAACCCGCUCCUCUUGCGCCCCGGAGACUUCUACCUCCAAGCAGAGCCCUGCGGGGAUCAAUCGGCCUGCCUUUCCCUGAAAUGUCUCUCCAGGGACCUGACCUCGGUGCAGAAAAUCCCCAUCCCGGAAGCCUCCUGCCCUUUGCUCUUCACCCAGGAAUGGCUGGAGGAGGUCAACCAGGACUUGGACCAGCCAGCACUCCAUACUUGCAUGGUGGCCACCGGAAAUGGCAUCGUUCCUGUGCCCUGGAGCAAAAUUGUGACACCAGAAUUCGUCCAAUUGCCCAAAAGCAAAGAACAAGAGGUCACCUCAGACUACUUGGAGACCUAUUCCUCUCUGAAAGGUGGCAGUGACCGAAGCCCGAGGUCAACUCAAGGCAAGUAUCCAGGCCUUAUCAAGGUGGAGCAAGGAACAUGGAAACAAUCAAAUGUAUUCCUCCUGCCGAGUCUUUGCGAUAUCAUAAGUGAGAACUUGGAAGGGGAGUACGUCAACCUCUUAGGCUUUUCGGAAGAGAAGAAGCCAGAUUCCUCCUCUCCGGCCAAGUCAACGGCAUCUAGAGCUCACCAAGAGGUUACUGGAGAAGAAUCACCUGGGAUGGAAAAAGGACUUGUGAAUGGGGUUGUGGAGGAAAUAUGGAGCUGUGUGAAGGGUCCUGACUCAGAGGAGGGUCCUUGCACUCCUUGUUUGAGGAGGAAACUGAACCAAGACCCCAAAGUCCACGAGCCCAAAUGCCGGUAUCGGGAAUCCUAUGUGGCCGCCCUCAAGAACCCAGUCAGCUUCAGCUCAGGGUUGAUGGAAGCAAUCUUGGAAGAGAUAGACACAACACAACAAGCUCCAGAGAUUGUGGACACUAUGUCUCCCAGAGAGUUGAUUUCCAGAAUCUCCUUGGAGCGUCCAAAUAAGGAAAGCAAAGUUGAGGAGGUUCCCAAACAAAAGCCCUUGAAAGUCCUGAAGUCCCCUCCAGAAGGUCCUGCAGCAGGCAAUCGAUUCUCAUUCUUAAAAGGAUACCGGCAUCCUGUUCUUCCUUCUCCUCCAACUUCUCCGGAGAAAGUUGGGAAGGGGCAGGAAGGGCCUCGGAAAAGGAAUGUUUGCUCUCCGAAAGCAGCCCGAGGAAAGCCGGCUUCUUCAGGGAAAGGUACCAAUCAGACUGAUGCCAUAUUUCAAGAGCCACCAUCACCAAAAAGGAUAGAAGGCAACACAGCCAGUGUUUCUAGCAUUGACUCCUUGCUCAAAGAGCUGCAGCCUCCAGGACCUGGCCCUUGGGAUCCUGUCCGCUGGGAGUCGCUGAAUCCGGAGCUUUUGUCUUCUGGACUGGUGUGUCUGCCAGGGAGCACCGAUAAGGCGGGAAGGCCCAUGAUCCACAUCAGGAGUGGCCCAGAGUGGAGCGCCUCUUGGUGCUCAGCCGCGGAAGUGCUGCGCCUCCUCCUCUACCUUUUCUCCUUGUCCAGGAAGUGGUCAAGCGAAGCAGCUCUGACGGUGGUAAUCGAUGCCAGGAAGGACCCCCUUCUCCCAUCUCUCUCUGCAGCCUUGGCGGCUUUUCAGAAAGCCUUGCCUGGCUCCAUUCACACCAUCUUGCUUCUCGCAGAAAAGGAAGCGGCUUCCCACCUGGAAAAGUUACCUGGGGUGCAGGUGGAGCUGUUGAGCAACCUGAAGGCGCUGUCCCGAUUCGUGGAUGGAAGUCAGUUGACCCAGACCCUGGAUGGCCAGUUCCCAUACUGCCACAGCGAGUGGGUCCAGUACUUUCAGAAGUUGCACCAUUUCGUAAAUGACCUCACGAAGGCUUCGGAGUUGUUACGGAGUGCCAUCAAAGAACUGGAGCGGGGCAAAGUGCCAGAGACUUUCCAGGCCGUUCAACAGCAGAUACAGCGCCACCGGCAGUUGAUGCAGGAGGUCUUGUCCGACACGCGGCUGGAGGGUCUGCAGCGGGAAGGUGGGGCCACGCUGGCCAGGCUCCGAAGGGAGGCCGCUCGGCUCAGCCCCUCUCCGGACAUCCGGAUGGGCAUCGAGCGGGCCUUGGCGCUCUACAGCCUGCUGGAGGAUCAGGUCCACUCCUUGGUCACCAAAUCCAACAGCCAUUCAGGGAGACUGGAGUUCCUCUCGAAGAUCCGGGAACUGGAAGGAGAAUUCAGCAAGGUCAGUUUGUGGUUUGAGGAAAAAGGAGAACCGGAGCUCCUUGCAGUGGGAUCUGCAGAUGGCAGCCGGGGAACCAUCGAAGAGUCCUACCAGAAGUUUAAGGAAUUCUUCAAAGAGGCCACAGUGCACUACAACCGGGGCCUGUCUCUGUCAAAGGAUGCAGCCAAAUUCCAGGGCUCCUCCUUCCCCGAAAUGGGGGCCUUUGAGGCAGCAAAGAGGUCAUUCCAGGCCAAACUGACCACCUUCUACAUGGAGAUGGAGAGGACAGGGGCCGAGCUCGAGACACUCCUUGACCUGCACAAGUUCGGUGACAAGGUUGCCCAAUUCAGCCUUGACUGCAAGCUGCUCCUGGUCCACUCCACCUCCAAAGGGAACGCUCUUGAGAACCCAAAUGUCCAACAAGAGAUGGAUGAAUUGCUCCAAAGGCUCUCCAAGGAGUUUUCGGCCGAGACCUUCCAGCAGAUGAAGAUCCAGGCUUCCAGCCUUUCCAACCAAAAUGGCUUAACGGUGUGGAGGGAAGCUCUGGAGAGAUGCCAGGAGGCCAAGCUCACCCUCCAAAGCGCAUUGGGGAGAUUCAAGGAAGAGAGUAACCAGAGAGAGAAGAAUGGAUCCUUCAACCCAGUUCCUGAAUUCCAUGGUUUGGAUGGAGUAUCAAGAGAACAAGGCAGUGAAGUCAAGAACAACAAGGAUGGAUUUGCAAAUGCUCUUGAUGAUAGCGACCAUUCAUCUGAUGCUGUGCAUAACAAGACAGGCAAGGAGAGAGAGGAGACCUAUCUUGAUUCGCUGGAAUAUGGUCCCACCAAGAAUAAUGAGGAUGGAUUUGCAGGCACCAUUGGUGACCGUCCAUCUGAUCAUGUGCAUGGUGGUAUGGGAAAGGGGAGAGAGGAGACCUAUCUUGAACCCAUCUUGGAAUAUGGAAACCCUGUAGCUCAGGACUUGGUUGCAGAGAUCUCUGAUGGCCUCCACGUCUCAACUCAGAGCUUGCCUUCCAUGCUUCCUGACCUCUCCACCAAGACCUGUGAGAAGCUGCCCUCCACCAAACAGCCUUGCGCCUCCAUGCCGGCCAGAGGUCGCAAUCGCCGGAGGACCGAGGCGGCCCAAUACUUCCAGCUCUCCAGGCACGAGAGCUUUUCCUCAGAAGAUGCAGAUUCCCAGAACUCUGCCGAAGACACCUUGGGAUCCAGCACCUUAUCCGUGGAGUCUCCAAGUGCCAAUGCGUCCUGUGCCCAGGAGAAGUCUUUGGGCAUUCUCUAUUUGGAGAACCACAACGUGCAUUGCAUGCCUAAUGCAACCACCCAAUGA